This is a messenger RNA of Perognathus longimembris pacificus (Pacific pocket mouse), 2295 nucleotides long. RefSeq names its product proline-rich protein 12-like. The record is from RefSeq and is a predicted model, not a curated record. The coding region runs from base 1 to 528 and encodes 175 amino acids. The transcript has 3 exons. NCBI's taxonomy places the organism in Eukaryota, Metazoa, Chordata, Mammalia, Rodentia, Heteromyidae.
AUGAGGCCCGGUGCCGGGGCGCCUGCGCGCUGGGCGGGGCUGGGGUCGCGUGGACUCACUCGUGACGCAACGCCCGGCCUCGCCCACUACCGCUGGCGGCGUGGGUGGCAGGUGCUUGCAGAGGUUGCAAGCGGACGCGGUACAGGGACCCGACGCGAUGGAGCGGGGUGCAGCGGCGGCGGCGGUGGCGGGGCCGGGAGGCGCCCGGGAGUUGCGAGACCGGGGUGUGGCGGCCAGGGCUCCGGGGCCGAACCACCUGGAGCGACUCCCGGCCGGGCCCAACGGGGUUCCGAAGCACUCCUACUGGCUGGACCUCUGGCUGUUCAUCCUCCUGGACGUGAUGCUGUUCGUGUUCUUCUAUCUCCUGCCCUGACUGGCUUGCUGAUUCAUCAAGACAUUUCAAGAAGUCUAGUGAAUUCUGAAAACGUGUUGCAUGAAGAAGAAGGAUUUCAUUGCAGCAAGAUUUCACACUCUGAUGGACCUUGUAUGCAUUCUGUUCACUCAUUUGGAAAACCGUCAAAUGAGUAGUGACAAGACUUUUUCACAGCUACCUUCUUAAAAUUAGACCCAUUGGUUCAUGUUUUAAAAACUUUAAAUAUCUGAUGUCUUUCUAAGGCACUAGGUUUAAAAAUAUUUGUACUUAAAAGUUUAGUAUAUUCAUUAAAAAAUGCAGUCAUGUCUUUCCUUUAACUUUUUAAAGGUUGAUCAGCGCUUACUGUGGAGUAAAUAAUAUGACGUAUAAUGGACCGAGGUGUUGAAAUAUUUAAAAGUAAAUUGCAAUAGAAAACAAUAGAAGUAUUUUGGAGAUAACCCAGUAUUUGUAGGUUGCCUAGAAAUUUAUGUAUAACCUCUAGCUAUCUAGCUAUACCUAAAUAACACAAAGGCUAACUGAAAAUAGAAGCCACCCUGUGUUGGCUGUAUGAUCUCUGACAUUGAGACUAAAACAAUCAUGGUGACAGUGAGAUAUAGUCAUUGAGAAAGUAAGAAGAUACACAGUAGUGGAAAGCCAUGGAGCAUAUCCUUGUACUGCACUCCUCUUCCUUUAAACUUCCUAAAAUAGCAUCGAGUGUUUCUAGCCCAUUUUUAACCUUAAAAAAUUUUUUUCCUGGACCCUGAAUUCAGGGUCUAGGUGCUAUCCCUGAGUUGCUUUUGCUCAAAGCUAGUGCUCUGCCACUUAAGCCACACUUCCACUUCUGUUUUUAAGUAGUUUAUUGGAGAUACGAGUCUCCUUAACUUUUCUGCCAGGAGUUGGCUUUGAAGCUCAGUCCCCAGAUCUCAGCCUCCAGAGUAGCUAGGAUUAUAAGUGAGAGUCACCUGGGCCCGGUCUUUAUUUGUAUCUUAAGUAUGCUUCUAGCCAAAAUAAUUAUACAAUACCUGUAACACAGAUCAUUUAGCAAAGUAUGUGCUGUGUACUCAUUCGGCUGAUAGGGGAUCUGUCAUUUCUGUCCAGGCAUUUUGGACAUAGUACUAACCAAACAAAAAUCCCUGCCUUCAUGAAGUUUACUUUCCCAUUAGCUAUUUUCUUUUUACAAUUGUGAAUUCACAUUCCUGGAUAGUCAGCUCACAUUUAAUCAGGGCCACACUCCCAGAGAGGCUUCCAUAAGCACUUUGGAAGUUAUUUGUAUUGGUCCUGAAGAUUUUAUAUAGUGGCUUUUGUAGUUGAAAUCAGUGUUUAAUAUGUGUGAACUAUAAGUGAAUAUUUAGGAGAUAUUCCCUUGUUAUCAAGGCAUAAGAUCCAGUGAACUGUAUAUCCCAUACCUGUCAGAAUGGCUCUUAGGGCUAGAAUCAGGUCUGAAAUUUAUUUUGGAGAUGUUUUUUUCUUUUGUGGCGCUUAGAUUUGAACCCGGGCUUGUUAGGCCAGUUCUCCACUAUGUAACCUUAUACCAAGGCCUUUUGGUUUUGCCUGGGCCAGCAUCAAACCUUGAUUCUCUUCUCUUUUACCCAGCUACCUGGGAUCAUAAACAUAUACCACCACCUUGUCUUACUUGAGAUAAGGUCUGUAAGUAACUUUGCUUGGGCUGUCCUUGAAUCCAGAGCUUCCUGCUUGUAUCUUCUGAGUGGCUAGAAUUACAGAUAUGUAUCUCUACUGUAUCUGGCCCUAUUUUGAAGGAUUAUAAUUGGCUUACUGACUAUAAGCUUAAUAAUUAUGUCUUCAUAGUGUUGUUGCAUUUGUCAAGAGAACCUUUUGUGGAAAUUGUGGCUGAAGACUCUAGAGCAACCUGAGCUGGGGUUCUCUGUGGCCUGUUUUGUACUGUUUGCCUGUCAUUCCUUCUAAUAAACUUUGGACUAUGUGCA